AAUAAAACAGGAAGAUAAUGCAAAGAGGCAGGAUGUAAAAGAAUGCCUGUGCACGCGACAUGAGCAAUUAAAUGCUCUUGCAACUCGUGGCUGCAGUGCUUGACUGUUAGUGCAACAACAGGAACAAAUUGCAAGCUGACACCAUCAAUUCGCUGAAUUUUCUCCAGAAUUGACCGAUUUUUUACGGUCGCAAAUUGAAUUUAAUUGUUUUACUUAAAAUUAAACGAACAAUUUAUGCUAAAUUGAGUGAAUUAAAAAAUAAUUUCACUUUUUUCCUAUUUAAAAGAAAGAAAGAAAGUGCGAGUCUAAAAACGGGAAGGGCUCAUUCUCUGUCUAAAUGUUAAUUUUCUCAUAGGUCACAAUUUGAUAGACUGUGCAUAGUGCGUUGGCCCCAUUUACGAAAUUUCUCUCUCGUGAGAAUUAUUAUUAUCUAUGACAUUUACCAACGCACAAUUGAGAGAUGCGCGAAUGGAACCAGCAAAACACUAGUCGCAUAUACGUUUUCUGUGGCUAGAUUUACUGCGUGCGACUUGCGCGCGGCAUCAUGAAAAUUCAUCACGGAAGUUUUAGCGGCUUUCGUUUUCUAGAGCAUCGCAGAAAAUGCAAAUUUCAGCUUGGCAAGCCUCAAUUAGCCGCUAACGUGUGAUAAUUAGACUUAAGCAGCGUGAUAAAAUCUCAACCUUUCGCCACUGCAACACCCAGAAAGAUGCCAUCCAUCAUCUUUUGCUUUGCCUUUCAGCUGAUGCCAGGGGUUGUACGUUCCCUGAAAAUAUUAUGUCGCGAUAUCAAUUUGUAAUUAGGUAACCAGCACAGGUUUUGGUAAGUUCAGGGGCCACGCCGCCCGUCCGAGCUCCCUGACACCGGAUAUAGAUGUCUUUUUUAAUCGGAAUUUUCGCAAGUUUUGUCGAGUAUUUCAACUAAAUAAUUUUGGUGUAAAUCAACGUUUCAGUCAAUGGGUAGUUUCCCCCGUUUUAAAUUAAAUUAAUUGGGUUCUCAAGUGGUCUUAUUUUUGGUCUUAACUUUGUAAAAAAUCAAAUAUGAUGGCUUUGACAAAAAUUCAAUUUAUUUUACCUAAUUGGGUAUUUUAAUUGAAACUUGGUUUAAUUUGUUUAUUAUUAGCCUCCAUUGACAUCAAACUAGUAUUACAAGAGAAAUUGAGGAUUUUGAAUCAGUAUACCAGCGAUAACCGCUGCUUGAUUGCUAUUUUAAGAGUCGUUUUGUCUUUCCCCGUGGCAGAGGAUUCCCACGCCGAUUUAAAACGGAUCAACUGAAAUUAGUAAAAAAAACCUUUUCAGCUGAUUACAAGAACGAUUUAUUGGGCAAACAUAACAGUUGCAAAAACACUAUAAUGUGAAUUUCCUUUAUUUCAAAUUAUAUAUUAUUACUCCGUCAUUUUAACGGUGUUUUUAUAUUUAUAUUACCUUGAGGAUGAACAAUAAAAGUUUAAAUGUUUAUGAUCGAUUCUGGUGUUUGUGUAAAAUGUGGUAAAACUUACCUAAUGUUUUAUCUUAACAAAGGAAAUAGCAAUUUAAUUCCAGGUGAUACAAUGAAGUGCGCCUAUUGUAAGCAAAUGAUGUUUUAUUAAUUGCUGAGCUAUAGUGGGUGCAAGUUUAUGAUUUAAAGAUAGCUUAUUUUGACGUAGAGAUAUGUAUAGACGCUGCUUGUCUUUGUUAUAAAACAAAAAUUUGGCAGGAGGCAUAAUUGUUGAUAUCGCCGUUUUUGCAGCAGUGGGGAUUCUCGUAGUAUAAAAGAGCGAUGAAAGUGGGGCCGCACUCACUAUAGUUCACAACUACAGAUUUGCUAGCAUCGAGUACGAGUAUAGUGCGUGGUGUUUCUGGUUUUUUCUUUCAUCCCUUCAGGAGCUCCAAAAUGAGGGUUCUCCCUUGUCUUGGAUGCCUUUUGGUGUCAGUGGUGUCAGCUCAGGUGUUAGGCGGUGACGUGAUGGGUGGUGGCUACAAUUACGGCCCUCCUGCAAUGGGCUCAGGCUCGACGCAAGGAAAUCCCGGCGGUGCGUGGAACCAAGCACCGCCGCCCGCAACAAAUUCUGGUUGGUCUUCGAAUCCGGCUCCUGCCAACAAGGGCGGAUGGGACAAUAAUCAAUCUCCGCCGGCGGCACCCACUGGAGGGGGUUGGAAUCAAGGAGGCAACAAGGGAGGAGGGGGUGGCUCUUCUGGGUGGGCGCAGCAGGGUGGAAACUCAGGAGGGUGGGCACCGCAAGGAGGGUGGGCGCAGCAGGGUGGAGGGCCCCAGGGAGGUGGUUCUGCAGGGUGGUCCCAGGGAGGCGGUUCUAAAGGAUGGGCUCAGGGUGGUGGUGGUGGUGGUGGUGGCGGCUCCAAAGGGUGGUCCCAGGGUGGCGGCUCCAAAGGGUGGUCCCAGGGGGGCGGCUCCAAGGGGGGCGGCAGCAACGGGUGGCAACAAAAUAAUAAGGGAUCAGGCUGGCAAAAUGUUGGAGGAGGAGGCUCGAAGGGGUGGUCCUCAGGAGGAAGCAAGGGGUGGCCAUCAGGUGGAAACAAGGGGUGGUCAGGAGGGGGAGGCACCAAGGCAGGGUGGAGCUCACAAGGGGGUAACAAAGGCUGGUCCAGCGGAGGAGGGGGUAGCAAAGGUGGAUGGCCAUCAAAAGGUUCUAACAAGGGGUGGUCUGGAGGUAGUGGAGGUGCGGGCGGAGGUAUAAGUCAGAUUUUGAAUUUUAUUUUAAAGAGUAAAAGAAGUCUCCUCUCCAACAUAGGCAAGGGCUGGUCUGGGAAUGUAAAUAACAAUAAAGGCGGCGGGGGUUGGAGUAGCGGUGGAAAAGGUGGAUCAAGCGGAGGAUGGCCGCAGCAAGGAAAAGGAUGGCAGCAAGGAGGUGGCAGCGGCAAUAAAGGCGGAUGGUCGUCUGGAGGAGGCGGUGGCGGCGGCGGUUGGCAACAAGGAGGAGGAAGCAACAAGGGCUGGACCAACAAUUCUGGCGGAGGAAACAAAGGCGGAUGGAAUUCUAAUGGCGGCGGAGGCUGGCAGAAUAAUGGUGGAGGCAACAAUGGUUGGAACAGAGGAGGCAACAACGGCUGGGGAAGACGAGGAGAUCCUGCAGUUUGGCGGGGUUGAAA
Messenger RNA from Cloeon dipterum, 3083 nucleotides. RefSeq lists its product as uncharacterized. Lineage: Eukaryota; Metazoa; Arthropoda; Insecta; Ephemeroptera; Baetidae. The record is from RefSeq and is a predicted model, not a curated record. The coding region runs from base 1870 to 3081 and encodes 403 amino acids. The transcript is spliced from 12 exons.